UUGGGACUUUUUUUACAAGCUGGAAAGGUCCUCUCACGGUGCCUCAGUCGUAAUAGCCGAUCACGAGGAGGGGAGCCCUGUCGCAGAAGCAAUUUGAGCGGGAUUAGACUCGUUCAGCCCACGAAACUGGAAAGCAAUCAGUGAGGUCUCCUCACCCUGCGCACAGUUCCUUCCUGGCGCUGCCACAGAAAACGCAUUGCAUGGGUUUUGAUAAUCAUGCUCUCGGGGAAGCUAUUUGAAGCAUGAACUCUAAUCCCGACAACCCACCUCGAAAUGGGAUCCAACCCUUGGAUGUGCACAAAUUGUCAAACUCUGACAAUGGCAGGGUGGUUAGGGGUGAGGGUUGUUAUGUAAUGACGAAACCCAUCUUCCGUGUGCGACAGGUGUGGCCAAAUCGAGGAUAGUCGCUGUGGACGCACACUUGGCAGCCGCCACUAACAGAGGCCCAGUGUGUUCAUUUUUUCCCGUUAAUCCUUGGCUAUGGUGAGAAGUCACAUGCGUUAGAAUGCUAAAAUUAGGGUAUUGUGGGACGAAGUAGAUGGGUAUUUCAAGCAGAUGAGGAUUUGAAUUAUAGACGUUCACGUUUAGAGAACCCAGCUUCGCAAUUCGGGGAGCGUCAUCCAUAUCGAUAAAUUGAUGGUGGCAACCCUGAGUCUGAUGACCUUCACCUUUGGUAUCAUCCGAGUCUUGAGAUGAAUAUGUUAUGGUUCCCUAAUGAAUGGCACAGUCAACCAUGAUGGUGCAUCCUGCAUGGAGGAUCCGAGCAUUGCGAGCACCCGCUCCGAGGACAUGAUCAUCAGGCUGAUUCUGGUUCUGUCUUUAGCUCAUAACAUUAAUGUGUCGCUUGCGGAUCUGCUCCCGCAUGGUGUUUCACAGAGCAGAAAUCUCCCCGUAUCCUGGUCGCAAUGGUUGUGGUUUGUUGCAGGUUGUGAGAUGCAGCUCCACACCGGCGGGUUGUAGAGUUAAUGGAAGGGAUUAGGUCAUCGAAUUUGUAGUUUCUGUCGCGCCUCCCUGGUUGUAUGUUCUUGUUGUACGAGGUUUUGGUUGUGAUGGUGAACUUGGGUACGUCAUUUAGUUUCAGUGAUUAGAUAUGCACUUGGACUGAGUCGAGGACUCUCGCUUUUUAGCCCUCUGAGCUGUUUUGUAGGAAUUUUGUUUUCACUUCUUGAUCGUUCGGAGGUUGCGGUGGAGGGAGGUCUUUGUGUCACACUAGACUGUUGCUUGUGAAAGAUCUAGUGUUGCUGUCGUGGGCUUGAGUUUGAGUACAGGAGCAAGAGCAAUUUAAAUCAGCGAUGGCCUCCUUGAAUUCAGUAAUAGAGCGCGACACAGAGUUGUGGAAUUCAGCGAUGGGUGAAUUGCACAAGGGCGUCAUAACACUCCAAGUAGGAGGAGAAAUGAGGACAUUUAGUUUGCCAAAGCCAAUUGACGACGAUGGCACCGAUAUCUCCCUCAAAGAUUGGGAGCUUGGUUCUCAGACAUCUAGGGAGAGGAUGCUUAAAGCAGCGUAUCCCCUGAAAUCCUUUAAGGGAAUCAGUGUGCGUACAAAAUUCACUCCAAUCGAGCCCUUGCUUGAUGAGGAUCAUUCAUCCCGCCACUCAUCAUCACCUGACAGGUUUGAUACUGCCCCUACAACUCCGAGGACGCCUAGGGCAUCGAGCUCGAGUGGAGCACACAGCAGGUCAGUUUCUCCAACGGGGUUAGGGCUAAAAUCAAUUAGGCAGCUUGACAGCCCAUGCAGAGGAGACUUGUCCCUGCCAGCAGGUGUUUUCUACGGGGAUGGCAGUUACCAUCUUCACAAAGUUGAUGUCUCCAGUGACAAUGCCUCGCCUUGUACGCCCGGAAUUGCAACCGAUAGGACGAACUCAAACGAAGAGAGCUCAGAUCAUAGUAGCAAUCUGCGUGCAAGAUCGGAAAGAUGUAAUGCGCUGCACGUUUCAUUCGACCACAAAAAUGAGGUUGAAAAGGGCCCGAGCACUCCUAGACCUCGCAAAAAGUCCCCGCUCAAAAGCAGAUCGACUCGAGCCACUUGGAAUGACCAAAUGGAAGAGCAACCUAAGUGGGAAAGUUCCACAAAGAUCCGUCCUCGGUCGACUUCGAUGCCGAGGACUCAUCACGUCCAGCCUACUCUGCAUGGUAUUAGAUCUCGAAGCACAACAAUUAGUAGCGCUGUCAAAUUACGGAACCCUCCUUUGCCCCUGCCAGAGAUUGAAACAAUGGGCCGGAGAAAUGUCAUGCUUUCACUCAAAAACAGAGGAUCGGAAUUGAGAAGCUCUUUAGAUUCACAAUCCAUCGGUGAGAGAACGAAGUUCUUCGACGCAUCGUCCAGUUUCACGCCAAGCUCUCCAGUAUCAAGUUCUUUUCAAUCCAGAAGGGAAGUCACAGCUUCAACGUCGAAGCUCGAGUCGCCAUCUUUUCUUCUUCGAAGCAAUGCCAGGCGGCAUCACGAUGAAACAGAGGAGGACGAGGAUGAGGGCGAGGACGCGAAGGUGGGGAUGCUAUGCGGCGGAGGAUUUGUCGACAGCAACAUAUCCGGCGACUUUGUUCGACUUCUCGGCAAGCUAUGCCGAGUGUCUGUGCCAGUGCAGAAACAACCAGCACCUAAAUCAUUGCCGCAACAAGCAGACCGCAAUUUCGAAAGAUCCAACACACUGCCAUCGUCAUGGGAGACACGGAACGCAACUAUACGCGAGAAUUUCGUCAUCCUUGGGCGGCACGCGAGCCUGAAACUGCUCUCGGAGCGUUGCUCGAAUGGGCCAUCCCCGCCCUACAAUGUACACAAGGUACCCCGCAAGAUUCGAGACCAUGCGCCUCACCAACACUUCUACAAGCCCAUCUCCAAAUCACUCGAUCAGAAGCUCAGGAGCUGAGAGCAACACACCGCCUUGUGCCCCAAGCCAUGGUUUGGACCGUGACCAACCUCGGAACGACUAUGCUCAACAUUUUGUGCUUGCAAUUCUUAGCUGCAGCACACUCGACCGCAGAUUGCUUUUAAGAUUUACUAAAGAUUCCAAGCUGGCAUUGUCGAAGAUAAUCCGAAGGCUGUGAGAAUCGGAAGCCUGGAGCCUAUUCGAAGCCAUUCUCGGCGUUGUUGUAAUUUGUUGCUUUGCCUGCAGCUGGGCAAGCUCCCAUGAGAUUUCUAGCACUGGGUUUGUAUUGCGCAUUCACCGAAUUUCUCGAUUCAAGAGGCGACCCAUUUUGCGAAAUCCGUCGAUGCCUCACCGACAGUGGAGUAAACAAAACAACUAGGCUCCCAGUUUUGAAGACAGCAGAUCCUUGCUUAAGUAGGGCCUCUCAUGAUUGGUAAGAUAUAUUUUUGGUGAUAUGUUGUGUAUUGCAGUGGUUAAUAUACAUUACAUAAUUUUGGUUUAAAAUCAUAUGUAUGUACAUGCACACACAUUAUAGUUAUAAAAUGUUGAGAGUUGUGUGUUUUUGUGAUAAUAGAUGAAAAUAGUAUAAUGUUUUA
This is a messenger RNA of Physcomitrium patens, 3463 nucleotides long. RefSeq lists its product as uncharacterized. The record is from RefSeq and is a predicted model, not a curated record. NCBI's taxonomy places the organism in Eukaryota, Viridiplantae, Streptophyta, Bryopsida, Funariales, Funariaceae.